CGGAAGUGGCGGCCAAAGCAAGAGGAAGGACUGUAGGAGCGGCGUCUGUGGCGGACCGGAAGUUAGAGUCUCGGGCAUGGAGAGAGAAAGAACCUGAAAAUGUCUGUGAAAAGAAAAGCGGAGGGAGCGGUGCCGGCGGAGGAGAGCGACCAGCUUCUGAUUAGACCCCUCGGUGCCGGACAGGAGGUCGGGAGGUCAUGUAUCAUUUUAGAAUUCAAAGGAAGAAAAAUCAUGCUGGACUGCGGGAUCCACCCCGGUCUGGAAGGAAUGGACGCUCUCCCAUACAUCGACUUGAUUGAUCCGGCAGAUAUUGAUCUUCUCCUGAUAAGUCACUUCCAUCUGGAUCAUUGUGGUGCCCUGCCAUGGUUCCUGCAGAAAACCAGCUUUAAAGGAAGGACGUUUAUGACCCACGCCACCAAGGCUAUUUACAGAUGGCUGCUGUCAGAUUAUGUAAAGGUUAGUAAUAUAUCAGCAGAUGAUAUGCUGUACACAGAAACCGAUCUGGAAGAAAGUAUGGACAAAAUCGAGACGAUCAACUUCCAUGAAGUGAAGGAGGUGGCAGGAAUCAAGUUUUGGUGUUACCACGCAGGGCAUGUUCUCGGAGCAGCCAUGUUUAUGAUAGAGAUAGCUGGCGUCAAGAUCCUUUACACCGGUGAUUUCUCCAGACAAGAAGACAGACAUCUGAUGGCCGCAGAGAUCCCAAACAUAAAACCCGACAUCCUUAUCAUCGAAUCCACUUAUGGUACUCAUAUACACGAGAAGAGGGAGGAGAGGGAAGCGCGUUUCUGUAAUACCGUCCAUGACAUCGUGAACAGAGGAGGAAGGGCCCUCAUCCCUGUGUUUGCUCUGGGAAGAGCACAGGAACUCCUCUUAAUUCUAGACGAGUACUGGCAGAAUCACCCGGAGCUUCAUGACAUUCCCAUAUACUAUGCUUCAUCCCUGGCCAAGAAGUGCAUGGCCGUGUACCAGACCUACGUGAAUGCCAUGAAUGACAAGAUCCGCAAACAGAUCAAUAUCAACAACCCCUUUGUGUUCAAACACAUCAGCAACCUUAAGAGCAUGGAUCAUUUUGAUGACAUUGGCCCAAGCGUGGUGAUGGCGUCCCCUGGUAUGAUGCAGAGCGGUCUGUCCAGGGAGCUUUUUGAGAGCUGGUGCACCGACAAAAGAAAUGGUGUGAUUAUAGCUGGCUACUGCGUGGAGGGAACACUUGCCAAACACAUUAUGUCAGAACCUGAAGAAAUCGCCACCAUGUCUGGCCAAAAACUACCACUGAAGAUGUCUGUGGAUUACAUCUCGUUCUCGGCGCAUACGGAUUACCAGCAAACCAGCGAGUUUAUCCGGGCCCUGAAACCUCCUCAUGUGAUAUUGGUGCACGGUGAGCAGAAUGAAAUGGCGCGGCUCAAAGCUGCUCUCAUCCGAGAGUACGAAGACAAUGAAGAAGUUGACAUAGAGGUCCACAAUCCUAGAAACACAGAAGCUGUGACGCUAAACUUCAGAGGAGAGAAGCUGGCCAAGGUAAUGGGUUGUCUUGCAGACAAGAAACCAGAACAGGGCCAAAGAAUUUCAGGAAUCCUCGUCAAGAGAAACUUUAACUAUCAUAUUCUUUCCCCAAGCGACCUUUCCAGUUACACAGAUCUCGCCAUGAGCACUGUGACGCAGACACAAGCCAUUCCAUACACUGGUCCUUUUAAUCUCUUGUCUUACCAGCUACAGCAAAUUACAGGAGAGGUGGAAGAAAUUGAAGUGAAUGAGAAAGAAGCCCUGCAGGUGUUCAAGGCCGUCACUGUGAUUAAGGAGCCCGGCAUGGUCAUGCUGGAGUGGGUUGCAAAUCCAUCAAACGACAUGUAUGCAGACACUGUGAUAACGGUGAUAUUGGAACUUCAAUCAAACCCCAAAAUACAGAAAGCUGCUGCUCACCAAGUCACAAAGCCUGUGGACAUGGAAAGUUACAGCAAAAAGCUGGAGAUAAUGCUACAGGAUAUUUUUGGUGAAGACUGUAUAAGCGCAAAGGAUGGAUCGACUAUUACAGUGACAGUUGAUGGGAAGACUGCUGUUCUUUCUUUGGAAACCAGGGUGGUGGAGUGUGAAGAAGGGAUCGAUGAAGACGAGACUCUGCGGGAACUGGUGCAGCUGGCAGCACAGAGACUUUAUGAUGCCCUCGGGCCGGCAAAUCUAUAAGCAAACUAAAAAAUAUAUAGUCACAGAGAUCAUCUAUGAACACGUUCUACAAUAUCGUCAAAGAACAUGCUGUACAAUAUAGUUCUGUUCCAUACACAAAAAAUCUGUUUUUGUUUUUUAAUAAUUAGUGGUCAUUGUAAUUCUUUUUCUGAUUUCAGUUAAGUUACUAAAAGAAAAUAAUUUAUCAAUAAACAUAUAAUGUUUUGGUAUAAUGUUUCCAAUUUCUGUUC
Messenger RNA from Spea bombifrons (plains spadefoot toad), 2408 nucleotides. RefSeq names its product cleavage and polyadenylation specific factor 3 (gene CPSF3). Gene Ontology annotation, biological process: mRNA 3'-end processing by stem-loop binding and cleavage. Gene Ontology annotation, cellular component: mRNA cleavage and polyadenylation specificity factor complex. The record is from RefSeq and is a predicted model, not a curated record. The coding region runs from base 100 to 2178 and encodes 692 amino acids. Gene Ontology annotation, molecular function: RNA binding; RNA endonuclease activity; 5'-3' exonuclease activity. The transcript is spliced from 18 exons. Lineage: Eukaryota; Metazoa; Chordata; Amphibia; Anura; Pelobatidae.